ACUCUCAGUGCACCUGAAUCAACGCUGGAUGACAUGAUGUUCCGGGCCUUUUCCCUUCCCCCUUCCACCUCUCCCUUCCUCGUUUUCCUUCUCCUUUAUUUACUUCCUCGGCCUCUUCUCUUCUCCACACUGUCCCACGUCCCGCUGAGUUGGACUUCACCUCACGAUCCCUGCUACCACCCGGACGGGCGUCCUCGCCACUGUCUCUCCGAGUUCAUCAACGCCGCCUACGGGGUGUCGGUCAACGCCAGCCGCUCCGUCCGAGGCUUCGAUUUGGACGGAAACAUCACCACCUUGACGGACCUUCACAAUCCUCACAACCUCACCUGCUGGCAGGCUCGAGGGGAUCAGAAUAGCGGGGACUGGGUCCUCACUGUGCCCCUGGGUCGGCGCUUUGAAAUCACCUACAUAAGUCUGCAGUUCUGCCAUCAUGGGGAGCCGUGGGACCCUAUCUCCAUCUCCAUCUUCAAGUCCAUGGACUACAGACACACUUGGAGGCCGAUGCAACAUUAUUCCAGCGACUGCUUUGGGGAUUUCGGGCUCCCUUCUCAGACGGUGGCCCAGAGCAGACACCAGGAAACAGAACCACUGUGCUCCGAUCCUCGGCCCUUGCAGAAGCAGCGGGGCGGUAUCGUGCUGGCGUUCUCGGCCCUCGACGGACGGCCGUCGUCUCCUGAUUUUGAUUAUAGUCCCACUUUGCAAGACUGGGUGACGGCUACAGACAUCCGUGUGGUCUUCCGCCAAACAUCUACAAACGCAAAAAUGGGCUCAAGCAUGAAGGAGGAUGGAUGGACAGAAGAGGGACAAGUGGGAGACCACGUGAGGUGGAGUUCUGCCGACGGCGGUGAUCCGAUUGGCAACCUGAACACAGAUAACGCGCCGGCCUUUUUUAAAAGUGCCACAAAAGACUCUGCAAUGAGCACGCAGAAGAAAGGAGACAAGCUCCGAGGGAGAGGUCAUCACAAGGGUGCGAACAAUGCGACCAGCAAGGAAAGCGGGGAGACGUUCGGCUCGGACAUUUCCUCAAAAGCUCGAAAGCUUGGCCGCAAGAAGGAGGGUGACCAGAGACUCCUUUGUCCCAACGGUGACGGCAACUGGAGGGUGGAGGGACGCCACAGGGGCGCCAAGGGACGAGAACUGAGGAAGCGACGAAACAACCGUCCCAACACCCGCCAAAGCUCCAGAAAUCUACAGGCGGCACCACGACCGCUCCCUACCGCACCCGCCCUGCCCCCUCUGGCGCUCUCGGACCUGCAGGUAGGGGGUCGCUGCAAAUGCAACGGACACGCUUCCAAGUGUCGCCAUGACGACGCAGGCCGGACCGUGUGCAUGUGCGAGCAUCACACGGCCGGCCCGGAUUGCGACGUGUGCGAGGAUUUCUACUUUGACAGACCGUGGCAUCGGGCCACGCCCACGAACCCAAACCCUUGUGUGGCGUGCGAGUGUAACGGCCACGCCACCAAGUGCCGCUUCAGCAUGGAGGUGUUCCAGCAGUCUGGACGGCGCAGCGGGGGCGUGUGCCUCAAGUGUCGCCACCACACCGCCGGACGCCACUGCCAGUACUGCCACAACGGGUACACCCGGGACCAAAGCAAGCCGCUGCAGCACCGCGAGGCCUGCCGACCUUGUCAGUGCCACCCUCUGGGAGCCGUGGGUCGCUGGUGCAACCACACGUCGGGUCAGUGCCUGUGCCGGCAAGGAGUGACCGGCCUCAGGUGCAACCGCUGCGCCCCUGAAUACAAACAGGGCACGUCGCAUCUGCGGCCCUGCGUCCGGAUUCAAGAGGUUGCUCCAACGCCAGCGUUUCAGCCGCAAUACAGCAUCGAUGAGGAGUGUGCGUCCCACUGCCAGCCUUCGCAGGUUAAAGUCCGGAUGAACUUGGACACAUACUGCCUCAAGGACUACGUGCUGAAGGUGCAGGUGAGAGGGAUGGAGCGUUCGGGUCCAUGGUGGCAGUUUUCCAUCUCGGUCCAAGUCGUCUUCCGCACGGGAUCCCCGUCGCGCAUCCGCAGGGGCCCGCGGUCCCUGUGGGUGCCCGUCCGGGACCUGGCCUGCGGCUGCCCCGCCCUCCACGUGGGCCGGACCUUUCUGCUGAUUGGCGCCGACGAGAGCGAGAGGGGCUGGGCGCCGGACGAGAGGAGACUGGUGGCCGAUCGCUCCACGCUGGCCCUCCAGUGGCGGGAACACUGGAGCCGCAAGCUGAGGGGCUUUCGCGGGCAGGACAAGAGGGGCCGCUGUCCCGAGCAACCCCCCCACCCUCACAGGAAGCCCCCGGAGUCCCAGACGGGAUACAUCCCCCCUCACCUGCUGGCUGACACGGACGUCGGAAGCUCGGCCGGCGAGGUCUCGACCUCGUCGCCGCGACACAAGGUCACCCAGGAACGAGAAGCGUGA
Messenger RNA from Phycodurus eques (leafy seadragon), 2394 nucleotides. It is a transcript of the gene ntn5, whose product is annotated as netrin 5. Bases 34 to 2394 code for a protein of 786 amino acids. The record is from RefSeq and is a predicted model, not a curated record. Gene Ontology annotation, molecular function: protein binding. The transcript is spliced from 7 exons. NCBI's taxonomy places the organism in Eukaryota, Metazoa, Chordata, Actinopteri, Syngnathiformes, Syngnathidae.